Molecule: messenger RNA, 1519 nt
Organism: Asparagus officinalis (garden asparagus)
Lineage: Eukaryota; Viridiplantae; Streptophyta; Magnoliopsida; Asparagales; Asparagaceae
Product: chloroplast stem-loop binding protein of 41 kDa b, chloroplastic
Exons: 10
Coding region: 166-1329 (387 amino acids)
Biological process (GO): rRNA processing
Cellular component (GO): cytosol
Molecular function (GO): RNA binding
Source: RefSeq, a predicted model, not a curated record
UUUACCCAAAACGUGGAAAGGAGAGGAGAUGAGAGGAUGGGCUUUUUUCCAUGAAAAGGGCCAUGCAAACCUCAUCACUUGAUCCUUUCAAAAAGAACCAACCACCCAAAAUUCAAAAACGUAGCUCAAACCAAAAGCAACAGUUAGAAGAGGAAGUGAGAAAAAAUGGCUAGGCUUGUGGUAUUGCAACAAAGCCAGCCAUCUCUUCAGGGUCCCUGGAUCUCCUCCAAAUCUUCACUCCUCCCUUCCUCACUCUCUGAGUUCAAUGGCACCGGGUUCAAUAUCUCCUUCCAGGGUAGAAGAAAAGCGUGGCAGCAAAAGGGAGGAUUUCAGGUCUCAGCAUCGAGUGCCAAGAAGAUACUAGUGAUGGGUGGAACGAGAUUCAUCGGUGUGUUCUUAAGCAGACUCCUUGUUCAAGAAGGCCACCAGGUGACAUUGUUUACCAGAGGGAAGGCGCCUAUUACUCAACAAUUGCCAGGAGAAUCAGAUGCAGAAUACUCAGAAUUCUCAUCCAAAGUAUUGCAUUUGAAAGGGGAUAGGCAGGAUUUCGAGUUUGUGAAGAAAAGCCUUUCUGCAGAGGGCUACGACGUUGUUUACGACAUAAAUGGGCGUGAAGCUGUUGAGGUAGAACCUAUACUGGAUGCAUUGCCAAAGCUAGAACAGUAUAUAUACUGCUCAUCAGCUGGAGUGUAUCUCAAAUCUGACUUGUUGCCUCACUUUGAGACCGAUGCAGUUGAUCCAAAGAGCAGACACAAAGGAAAGCUCGAGACAGAAAGCUUGUUGAGCUCAAAGGGCGUGAAUUGGACUUCAAUAAGGCCAGUGUAUAUAUAUGGUCCCUUGAACUAUAACCCAGUCGAAGAGUGGUUCUUUCAUCGGUUGAAAGCUGGCCGUCCAAUUCCAGUCCCCAACUCUGGAAAUCAAAUCACCCAACUUGGACAUGUUAAGGAUUUGGCUAAGGCUUUCAUUAAGGUUCUUGGCAAUCCAAAAGCAAGCAAGCAAGUGUUCAACAUCUCUGGAUCAAAAUAUGUCACCUUUGAUGGGUUAGCAAAAGCUUGUGCUAAGGCUGGUGGAUUUCCUGAACCAGAGAUCGUUCAUUAUAAUCCCAAAGAAUUUGAUUUCGGGAAGAAAAAAGCUUUUCCUUUCAGAGAUCAGCAUUUCUUUGCUUCAAUUGAGAAAGCAACAAGGGAACUUGAUUGGGAGCCAGAAUUUGACUUGAUCAGUGGCCUCGCCGACUCGUACAACUUAGAUUUUGGCAGAGGAACUUUCAGAAAGGCAGCAGACUUCUCUACUGAUGACAUGAUCCUCAACAAGUCUCUUGUUAAUGCUUGAUUAAUGUAUCAUUUCGUUGGCUAUGUUUUUUACUUUAACUCUUCAACGGAGGUGUUAUUAUUUGUAUUUGUAUCUUUAUAUCUUGACAAAUAAUUGGUGCAAGGAAAAACUAAAGUUGGGUGUAAGUGCUUUUUUUCACUUUACAUUCUUUUGAAAUAUAUUCGUAGUUUGAGAAAUGUUACAAGGUGAA